CCCAAUAGUGACCGACCCGAACACGGGCAUACCUAUUUACUUUCGACCCAACCAGAAUCUCUUCGUCAACCAUACCAGAGUGUGUGAUGUGCUGUGUGGCGGGCCACGGGUAGUUGUGAUCGCAAGAACAAAUCGCCCUGUGACUAAGUGGACGCGGCUUGAUCGCGUCUUCAGGUUGCAACCACGGCGUCUCCACUAGCAAUGACGCAGCACAGCGACGCGUCCAGUGACCGAUCCGAAGUGUCUGUAACACCACCACCACCAGUAUCCAAAAUGCUAGAGUUCGCCAGCCAUCAGAACCUGAGUUUCCUGAACCUGGAGCACCGCAACAUGCUAGCUGCGCCUUUGGCAGCUCUCCACUCCAUGACGGAAAUGAAACAACACCAAACCCACCUAAAUUCAGAACACCUCCACCAUCAUGGCCAAGAAAAGAGUGACAACGACGUCAUGCUAGAACGUACAAGUUUGCACGUAGAACGCUCAGGUCUGACGUCGAGAAGUCCUCUAGGAGCCACCAGUAAUAGCAAUAGCUCGCAGGGGGCUAAUCCCCACGGCAUUGACCACAUUCUGUCGAGGCCCACGCAAAUAACCACAGGGCCUUUACAUUUCCCGCAUAAUCUUGGUUUCACGCAGAAUACUCUGGGUAUGGCGUCCAAUAGCUCGCAGAGCGCCUCGAAUUCUGGAUUGAGAGGUUUCAACAUUGCCGCCGCUGCCUUUUUCCACCACCAUGCUGCCAACUCGGUCAACAAACCCCCAGUGGAGCUCGGAAGAAGCACCGGAGGCUUGUACUGGCCUGGAAUCCAAGGACUCAAUCCCAUGUCUUGGAGGGAUCGCCUUAGUAUGAACCAGGGUAAUAUGGGUGGACUAGGAGGUGACAAGGAUGCGAAAAAGAAGCACACGAGGCCCACCUUCUCCGGCCAACAGAUAUUCGCCUUAGAAAAAACCUUCGAACAAACCAAAUACCUGGCAGGCCCAGAAAGAGCGAAAUUAGCGUACGCUUUAGGAAUGACCGAAUCUCAAGUGAAGGUUUGGUUCCAGAAUCGACGAACAAAAUGGCGGAAAAAACACGCAGCUGAAAUGGCGACAGCAAAGCGAAAACAAGAAGUGCUGGACAACCAGACGGAUGAAAAUAGCGAUAUAAUAUCAGACAAUGAAGACGAGCAUGUAUCGAAGAGGCAGAACUUACAAUGAGACAUUCAGAGUGUGAUGGAGUCAGGAUGCGUCGUGUAAAUAUUAAUUUAGUGAUCUCAGUGUUUGUGAGUUGUGCGCAAGCAGAACAUGUUCAUGGCCAUGCGCAAGUUGUAAAAAUGUUAUAUAUAUAUUAUAUAGCUGAGAGAAUGCGUCUCACGUUACAAAUCUAUAUAGGGAUGAUUAUUAGAUAUUUAAUUUGUUUUCAGUUUACCGCUCGAUGAUACAGUAUUCAAAGCGAAUUGACAUAGGGUAUACAGUGCUUUCACAUUUACUCCCUACGUAGGACAUAAUAUAACUCUCUCGUUAUUUGAUGGGAAGGGAGCAUGCGCAGUUUCAC
Messenger RNA from Phaedon cochleariae (mustard beetle), 1528 nucleotides. Lineage: Eukaryota; Metazoa; Arthropoda; Insecta; Coleoptera; Chrysomelidae. The record is from the annotation of a GenBank genome assembly.